AGCAGUUGCUGAUGUUGUGCUCUGAAGCAGCCUCAGUAGAAGGGGAAAUGGAUCCAGCUUGCACAUCCCUCGCCUUUCGACAUCUUCCCUUGGUUUCAGCAUGGGCUGCCCAAGGAGCUGACAAGGGGAUCUUUAGGAAUGUCACACAGUAGGUGCUGAGACAAUUUGGAUGGAAAGAAAUAAAAAAUGGCCGUUCCUGUUUGAAAAAAAAUUCUCACGCACAGACUCACAAUAGCCAACAGCCAUGUCAAAAAAAGGACGCAGCAAGGCUGAAAAGCCAGAGGCACUGAUUAUGUCCUUACAAGCUGCCAAUGAAGAUCUCAGGACCAAGCUAACAGACAUUCAAAUUGAGCUUCAUCAGGAGAAGUCUAAGGUGAGUAGACUUGAACGGGAGAAAACCCAAGAAACAAAGCGGAUCCGGGAGUUGGAGCAGCGCAAGCAGACAGUGCAGAUAACUGAACUGAAAGCUAAGCUCCAUGAGGAGAAGAUGAAGGAGCUCCAGGCUGUGCGGGAAAACCUCAUCAAACAGCACGAGCAAGAAAUGGCACGGACAAUGAAAAUCAGAGACAGUGAGAUCCAGAGGCUCAAGUCAGCGCUGUACGCGUUGCGGGAAGGAAGCAGCGACAAAGUACGGACAGCCCUGACCAUUGAGGCUCGCGAAGAGGCCAGGAAACAAUUUGACUCCGAGCGCCUUAAGCUUUUGCAGGAGAUCACUGAACUAAAAUCUGCCAAGAAGCAGGUGGAUGAGGCCCUUAACAACAUGAUCCAGGCGGAUAAGAUCAAAGCAGGGGAUCUGCGGAGUGAGCACCAGUCCCACCAGGAAGCGAUCACGAAGUUCAAGUGGGAGAGCGAAAGGGAUAUUCGCAGGCUGAUGGACGAGAUCAAAGCAAAAGACAGAACAAUCUUUUCCUUGGAAAAAGAGCUGGAGACCCUGACUGGAUAUGUUCAGAAGCUUCAACUGCAGAAGGAGGCUUUGGAUGAACAACUCUUCUUAGUGAAGGAGGCAGAAUGUAACAUGAGCAGCCCCAAAAGAGAGAUCCCGGGCAGAGCAGGAGAUGGCUCUGAACACUGCAGCAGUCCUGAUCUACGCAGAAACCAGAAGAGGAUGGCGGAGCUGAAUGCUACUAUACGGAAACUGGAAGACAGGAACACACUACUUGUAGAUGAACGGAAUGAACUGUUGAAACGUGUUCGGGAAGCUGAAAAACAAUGCAAACCUCUCCUGGAAAGAAAUAAGUGCCUCUCCAAGAGAAACGAUGAACUGAUGCAGUCAUUGCAGCGCAUGGAGGAGAAACUCAAAGCAAUCGCGAAGGAAAAUUUAGAAAUGAAAGAAAAAAUGACAUCCCAUCCUCCUUUGAAGAAAUUAAAAUCUCUCAAUGAUCUGGACCAAGCUAAUGAAGAGCAAGAAACUGAAUUUUUGAAGCUUCAGGUUAUAGAACAACAGAACAUAAUUGAUGAGCUGACACGGGACAGAGAGAAACUUAUACGGCGGAGGAAGCAUAAAAGAAGUUCAAAGCCAAUUAAGAGGCAUGUCUUGGACACAGUUUACGGGGGUGAUGAUGAUUCCAUGGACUCUGAAACCUCAUCCAUGGCUUCAUUCAGGACAGACAGAACACCAGCAACACCAGAUGAAGACCUGGAUGAAAGCUUAGCAGCUGAAGAAUCGGAGUUGCGAUUUCGACAAUUAACAAAGGAGUAUCAGGCCCUGCAAAGAGCCUAUGCGUUACUGCAAGAGCAAACAGGGGGCAUCAUAGAUGCAGAACGAGAAGCCAAGGCUCAAGAGCAACUCCAAGCCGAAGUCCAGAGGUAUAGAGCUAAAAUAGAAGAUCUGGAAAAAACGCUAGCGCAAAAAGGACAGGACUCCCAUUGGGUAGAAGAUAAGCAACUUUUUAUUAAGAGGAAUCAGGAGCUUUUGGAUAAGAUAGAAAAGCUGGAAAUAGACAACAAUCGAUUGCAACAGGAGCUGCAGGACGCCAGAGAUCAGAACGAGCUGUUGGAGUUCCGAAAUCUAGAGCUUGAAGAGAGAGAAAGACGGUCUCCACCAUUUAAUUUACAAAUCCACCCAUUCUCUGAUGGUGUAAGUGCUCUACAGAUCUACUGCAUGAAAGAAGGUGUCAAGGAUGUUAGCAUUCCAGAUCUUAUAAAGCAGUUAGACAUCUUGGGUGACAAUGGGAAUUUAAGAAAUGAAGAGCAAGUGGCUAUAAUUCAAGCUAGUACCGUAUUAUCCCUGGCAGAAAAGUGGAUACAGCAGAUUGAAGGAGCCGAAGCAGCUCUGCACCAGAAGAUGAUGGAACUAGAGAGUGACAUGGAGCAGUUCUGUAAAAUAAAAGGUUAUCUAGAGGAAGAACUGGACUACAGGAAACAAGCUCUUGACCAAGCCUAUAUGAGAAUCCAGGAGCUUGAAGCCACCUUAUACAAUGCUUUGCAGCAAGAAACAGUGAUAAAGUUUGGGGAAUUGCUCAGUGAGAAACAGCAGGAAGAACUUAGGACCGCUGUAGAAAAAUUAAGAAGGCAGAUGCUGAGAAAAAGCAGAGAAUAUGAUUGCCAGAUCCUACAGGAGAGGAUGGAAUUGCUUCAGCAGGCACAUCAGAGGAUCCGAGAUUUAGAAGAUAAAACUGACAUCCAGAAGAGACAGAUCAAGGAUUUAGAAGAAAAGUUUCUCUUUCUGUUCUUGUUCUUUUCUCUUGCCUUUAUUCUUUGGCCUUGAUGUCAAUGUGCCUCUUGAAAGAGUGAUUGACUACACAGUAAAGUCCUCAAAAGGGCAGAUGCUUCCAGACCCAUGAAAAAGAGAACACUGUUUACAACCAUCUCAAAACAAAGCAACACUCUGUAGCUGAGACCACACCCACCAUGUAGUUUAAAGCCAUUAUUCAAGAUUUGUUACUGGACAGUUCCUGUCUAAAGCUACAAAAUAUGCUGCACUUAAUGAAAUUCUAUAAGGGGGAGAAGAAUAUCCCAUCAGUGUAUAUCAUAAGGAUUCUGUGUGUGUUUUUCCUUUUCUUUUUUAAGUGAAGAAUCAGCAAGAAACCACAUUCAGCAGACUGAGUGAAGGUAUGUCAGGCAAGGAACCAAAGUGACUAUGAACAAUCUAUCCCUGCUGUGCAGGGGGAUUAUUUUAAUCAUAAACACCAACUUCCCAUGAAAGUCUUCAAUAAUAAAGGGGACAGAGCAGAAGAAAUGUAUUCAGAACUCUUAAGAGGACAAGGAUGAUAAAAUGGUCAAUUUGGAACGUCUGGCUUUCUUAAUACAGGGACUCUUUUUCUCUCUGAUUUUAAACUCAGGAACAAUGACAGCUGCAAUGUGAACAAAAGGGAAAAAUGUACUCUGUUUUUGUUUCCUAAUGGGUGGAAAAUGGGAUAGAUAUAGUUGGAACACUAACCUACAGCUGCCUGCAGUAGCAAGGAUGAUACAUCUAGUGUGAAUGGCUGACAGUGCUCUUGAGGAGUCCUAACAAAUGCUGUAGCCUUAUCUGUCGUCAGGCCCUUCCACGAAGGACAGCGUGUCAGACAUUUUGUUACAUCAAGUGAAGAACUGUGCAAGAACACCACACUCAUUUCACUAACCAUUUAAUGUAUCUUCUGGAACCAGAAUGGGAUGGAAAGGUCUUCUGACUAAGAAAUAGUUGUGUCAGAGAGGAACCCAAUGCCUGUUAAUCAGACCUCAGACCUCCGAAGAGUUUCUUCCUCCACUCACUGUUAAUGUACACCUGAAAUAUGUAUAAGCCAUUUAUUUUCCCUUGUUGUGGUUAUUUUCUCCAUUGGCUGCAUGAACCAAAAUGAGGAAAUCUAGGGAACAGCCCUUAUUAUCUCACCUGCACUUGACAAAUGCAUAUCUUGCUGUUGAGAAUAGACUUGAAUUCAUCAUUAAGGUCUACCUUAAUGCAGCAUUUUAUCUUCCAGUUGACAAUACAUUUCACUCAAUUUUGCAAGGUUUCCUUCCAGAAGAAGCUCUUGCUCAUGCACAUUCUUGUUUAGAAUCAUUUGUUUGUAUUUGGGCCAUUUCUGGCUUUGAGGGCAAAUGUCCCUGUGCUGAAGGCAGAAAAGCCUGGUUUGGUCUAUUAGCUCUGUUCCCAGAUGUCCCCACUGACCUGCUCUUCCAUUUCACAGGUUUAUGCGUCUUACUCUCCCCUUAUAGACAGCAAGGGUUUAUCUCUCACCUGUGCAUUGCAUAAUUUAAAUAAAACUAGAAAUAUUAA
Messenger RNA from Elgaria multicarinata webbii, 4195 nucleotides. It is a transcript of the gene JAKMIP2, whose product is annotated as janus kinase and microtubule interacting protein 2. The coding region runs from base 245 to 2707 and encodes 820 amino acids. The record is from RefSeq and is a predicted model, not a curated record. The transcript has 22 exons. NCBI's taxonomy places the organism in Eukaryota, Metazoa, Chordata, Lepidosauria, Squamata, Anguidae. Gene Ontology annotation, molecular function: kinase binding; microtubule binding.